GAGCUAAACGUCCAAGACUUAUGGGAUGUCCUUUCGGCCUUACGACAAGAGAAGCUUUCCGAAUCUCUCAAAAAGUUCUCAGUCAUGACUGAUAGUGUCCUAUUUUUGGGCUAUGUCAUCUCCAAGGAUGGCAUUUCAGUUGACUUGUCCAAUGUUGAGGCAAUAGAGUAG
Molecule: messenger RNA, 171 nt
Organism: Ilex paraguariensis (yerba mate)
Lineage: Eukaryota; Viridiplantae; Streptophyta; Magnoliopsida; Aquifoliales; Aquifoliaceae
Source: the annotation of a GenBank genome assembly